AUAUAGAAUACUAUUUUUAUUAUUAUUAUUAACCAAGAAAUAAAUUACGUCAUUCCGAUAACGGUAAAACUAAUUCAAUACAUUUCAUUGAUAAUGUCAAGAAUGAGGAUAUGUUUUUUCUAUUACUCUUAUGGAUGCUGAUGAUUUUGUGUCAUGAGACGACUGUUGUCAAAUGUGAUGAAAAAAAAAUCAUGGAAAGUAGUUAUCCAGCCACAGGUAAAGCUACUCUCAUAUGAAAUUACACCGAAAGAUGAUAUGUAUGAAUCAAAAUGCCUCCCUGAAAGAGUAGAUGACAUCAAUGUUCUCCAGCGACAACUGAUGAGUAACGAUUAUCCACACUGGAGAGAUGAAAAUUAUGAUGACUUGUGGCUGUUGAGAGAUAACAAACGUAGUUACGUAGCCCAUGCUGAGGGUGAUGAUGCUGAGCAGGCUGAGGCUGAUAGUGAAGACGAGGGGGAACAAUCGGAAAUCGAGGAAACGAAUGAAGAGCCGGAGGAAUCUCCUCCCGCUGAGGAUGAGACGGUGAAUGAAGAAACAGAGGCCGCCCCUCUUGAAUACACGGAUUACGAUGCUAGCAAGACAGAGAAAUCUGGAAACGAUGAGUAUGAGGAAGUGGACAUGGCGUCAUCACAAAACAUUGUCUGCAACUCCACUGUUCUGUUGAACAUAAUAUUUUCCAUUUCUUUGCACCUCAUUAUUACUCAAGGGUGGUGAAUUGUUUUUUCCACCUAAUAUUUUUUAUAUUUUCUCAUACUUAUGGUAGACAGAAUUUUAUGUGCUUUUGUAAUAUUAUUCCAAAUUCAAUCACAAUAUCAUAACUAACUACAACUUUUAUCAACGUUAAUUUGUAUUAAUUAUUAUUAAUAAAAAUCAAAAGACGAUGCAAUUUUUUUUUUUUUUUAAUAUUACGAAUCUAAGGAGCUGCUUUUAA
This is a messenger RNA of Diachasma alloeum, 931 nucleotides long. RefSeq lists its product as uncharacterized. The record is from RefSeq and is a predicted model, not a curated record. The coding region runs from base 154 to 714 and encodes 186 amino acids. NCBI's taxonomy places the organism in Eukaryota, Metazoa, Arthropoda, Insecta, Hymenoptera, Braconidae. The transcript has 2 exons.